Molecule: messenger RNA, 1437 nt
Organism: Eruca vesicaria subsp. sativa (arugula)
Lineage: Eukaryota; Viridiplantae; Streptophyta; Magnoliopsida; Brassicales; Brassicaceae
Source: the annotation of a GenBank genome assembly
AUGGAGAGAACGAAGUUGAGCUGUGCUCAACGCUCUGAUACCAUAAUAGUAAAAGAGAUGAACAGAAAAUGGAAGAUUCUUCUCAAGCUUUCAUGGCAUGGCGAUUCCCUUUCAGUGGGAGCUAUCGUUGGAAUUGUGACUGGGACCAUUGUCAUCGUCUUGGUGCUGCUCGCUCUUGCGUUUGUUUUUAACCGGAGGAGAAAAUCGUACAAAGAAGUUGAUUUUCAAUCUGGUGAUGAUAUCUCAACUACACAUUCAUUACAAUUUGAUUUUAAGACUAUUGAAGCUGCAACAGAUAAGUUUUCGAGGAGUAACAGGCUAGGUCAAGGUGGAUUUGGUGAAGUGUACAAGGGAACGUUCCCAAAUGGAACAGAAGUUGCCGUGAAGAGACUGUCUAAAAAUUCUGGUCAAGGUGAGAAAGAGUUUAAGAAUGAGGUGCUUCUUGUAGCAAAACUCCAACAUAGAAAUCUGGUUAGGCUUCUCGGUUUUUCUGUUGAAGGAGAAGAAAAGAUACUUGUCUACGAGUUUGUGCCCAAUAAAAGUCUCGACUACUUCCUCUUUGCCGUGAAAAGACAGUUAGACUGGAAGAAACGAUACAGCAUUAUUGGGGGAAUUAGUCGAGGAAUUAUUUAUCUUCAUCAAGAUUCACGGCUUACUAUCAUACAUCGUGAUCUCAAAGCGAGUAAUAUCCUUUUGGAUGCUGAUAUGGACCCAAAGAUCGCUGAUUUUGGGAUGGCAAGGAUCUUUGGUAUGGACCAAAGUGGAGCUAAUACAAGCAAGAUAGUUGGGACACCUGGUUACAUGUCCCCGGAAUAUCUGAUCCAUGGCCAGUUCUCAACGAAAUCUGAUGUGUAUAGCUACGGUGUCUUAGUUCUUGAGAUUAUAUCUGGCAGGAAGAACAACAGCUUCCACCAGACGUCAGACGCAACAGCUGAGAAUUUGGCUUGGAAGCUCUGGGGUAAUGGAACAGCUUUAAACCUCGUGGACCCAGUUAUUAUCGAUAGCUGCCAGAACAGUGAAGUGAUUCGAUGCAUCCAUAUCUGUCUCUUAUGUGUUCAAGAAGAUCCUGUAGAUCGUCCGACCUUUGCAACCAUUUCUGUAAUGCUCACUAGUAACACUGUUACUUUACCAGUACCUCGGCAACCAGGGUUUUUCAUUCAGAGCAGAUCUGGAAGAGACCCACUUGAUUCGGAUCAGUCUACUGCUACCAAGUCUGAUCCAACAUCUGUUGACGAUGCGUCCAUCACUGAUAUAUAUUCUCGUUGAUAUGGUAUGUUUUACCUUAAUGUUUGAACCUACUGGCAUUAUUGAACACAAGUUAACAACUUUUGUAGCUGUCGAAUAUCGUUUAGUUCUUAAUUUGGCUUUUCUGUUUAUUAUAGAAAUUAAAAUCAAAUAAAACCAUUUGUAAGCCGGCCGUUCGUUUCUCCGUCCAAA